Molecule: messenger RNA, 603 nt
Organism: Trifolium pratense (red clover)
Lineage: Eukaryota; Viridiplantae; Streptophyta; Magnoliopsida; Fabales; Fabaceae
Product: peroxiredoxin-like 2A
Exons: 3
Coding region: 1-465 (154 amino acids)
Molecular function (GO): antioxidant activity
Source: RefSeq, a predicted model, not a curated record
AUGUGUAGAGCUGAGGCACACCAACUUUAUUCAAGAAAACCCAUAUUUGAUUCACUUGGUAUUCAACUAUUUGCAGUUCUUCAUGAGGACAUAGAAUCAGAGGUGAAAGAUUUUUGGCCUAGAUAUUGGGGUGGUGUUGUACUUCUUGAUCGCAGCAAGGACUUUUAUAAAGCUCUUGGUGGUGGAAAAUUACCCAAGGAGAAUUUUUUAUCAGGAUUUUUGCUGAAUCCAAAAGCACUUUCCAAUUUCAAGCGUGCAAAAACCAUGAACUUUGAGUACAAUUUUAAAGGUGAAGGUGAAAUAAAAGGUGGACUUUUUAUUAUAGGGAGUGGAAAAAAUGGUGUUGCUUAUCAGUUUAUAGAGAGGAACUUUGGUGAUUGGGCACCAUUAGCUGAAGUCAUUGAAAUUUGUACUCAAAUGCAGAAGAACAAACAAGAAGGUCAAAGGGAGUUUGUACUACAUUGAAAAGUUUCAACAGAUUGAAUAUGUUGGAGUUGGCAUGCAUUUAGUUAUUAUUUACUAAAACUAAACUGCUUGUAGUUCCAUCACUAGCACAUCCAGGGUACCUUUUUUAUACAAUAUUAUUAGGUGUUAGUUCAUGCA